CUCUUGACAUUUCUUUCUAUAAAAUGUUUGUGCUAACAUAGUCAAAAGGCAGCUUACCUUUUUCUACAUCUUUUAUUUACCAGAAGCCAUCCUACACGUUCACUCGCACGGCUUGCCUUGCUAAUAUCAGACUCCUUUAUCCUAUACCACAAUAUCGCCAAGAUGCCGGUCCUCACCGAGUUUACACUAUUCCCCAAGCUUUGCAUUGAAUUAAGAGCGAAGAUUUGGGAUUUUGCUUCGCAAGAACCUAACCAAGUUCUCUUUGACUCUUACCGAACAUCGCAAAAGAAAAAGUAUCCUAAAGAAAAGGCCAAUAUCCCAAUUUCAGACAGAGAUAAAAUCUUCUGUGUCAGACACCCUAAAUAUCCUACAAUUCGCAGACUUUGGGCUGUCAGCAGAGUCCCUGCUAUACUUAUGACUUGUCAUGAGUCUCGUUUCUGGGCCAUGAAGCACUAUAGCUUGUGCUUUGAGGAUCAGCUCUAUCAACAAGCUCUUUGGUUCAAUCCUAGAUUCGACACGGUCACGUUUACUGAUAUGAAUGCGUGCUUCACUUUUGUCUGGGGUGGCUGUUAUAGUGUUGGCCAUGGUCCUAUUCCACUCAUUCGAAAUAGUCUUGUUAUGCCACUUGUGGAGAGAUUAGUUAUUCAAGAGUCUAUUCACACAUCUUGGUAUCCGAGGGCGAAUGAAAUGGCGCGAAGCUUCCCUCAUCUAAAGUCGCUCGUCAUCAGAACCGAUAAUAUUCCUUUUGAGUCCCAGUUUUUCUUCGAAGGGCAUAAUUCAUCUGGUGGAAUAGAACUAUUGCCAUCUUUCAGAUUUCACGUGCAAAACUUUUGGAAUUCGGAUGAGUGGAAGGCUAUCAGAGCUUAUGAUCAAAUACCGGAGUUUCAGAUUAUGCCAGCGGAGAUGCGGAAUAUUGUAAGUGAAUCUAGUGAAACUUCAGUGACGCGUGGAUAAAUAAUUGUUAACGAAAUUCAGGGCUUACUUGAAGAAAAGCCAGCCCAAGUGCCACCCCGUCCCUCAGAUCGGAUCAAGGCUAUUGAGGGAGCACGAAACGUUAAGAACUAGAUUAUGAUGGGGGACACAAAGCUAUUACAUAGAUGGAUACAUUACUACGAUCUCGGUGCUCUUACGAGGCCGAUCGCUGACUCUGGAACGAUUUUCAAUAUUACUUAGGGCAUUUCACAUCUAUCAAAUGACCCUGCCUAUUUCUUUUACACUUAAUUUCAUAGCAUGUAUCCAAAACUAAUCUUUAAAUAUUGUGAUAAAAUCAUUUCAACCAAGAAA
Sclerotinia trifoliorum is the source of this 1284-nucleotide messenger RNA. The record is from the annotation of a GenBank genome assembly. Lineage: Eukaryota; Fungi; Ascomycota; Leotiomycetes; Helotiales; Sclerotiniaceae.